AUGGAAGUCUUACGACCACUCUCCGCAUCAGAAUGCGAAAUCUGCUCCCAGGAAUACAGUGAUACCGUAAUCCCCCGGAUUUUGACUCAAUGCGGGCAUACUGUAUGCGAGGUGUGUGCUGGAAACCUGCUGGAUGACGAGAACAGCAAGAUCACUUGCCCGAUUUGCAGACAAGAGACUGUCGUUAAUGGGACAGUGGAGAGUCUUCCGAAAAACUUCACCGUGUUGCAGAUGGCACGUGGCAAUGAGGAAGCAUAA
Messenger RNA from Caenorhabditis remanei, 258 nucleotides. RefSeq lists its product as uncharacterized. The transcript has 3 exons. The record is from RefSeq and is a predicted model, not a curated record. The coding region runs from base 1 to 258 and encodes 85 amino acids. Lineage: Eukaryota; Metazoa; Nematoda; Chromadorea; Rhabditida; Rhabditidae.